AAGAAAAGAUAAAAGGCUUUGGAAGCCACUAUGGCAUCCUUUCUGUCAGGGAAACUUUCUGGUCUUCUGCCUUAGUAGCUGCCUUUCAUUCUUUUUUUUUUUCCAUCUUAUUAUGCCAUCACCUCUUCCUCUGAAUUGUUUUCUUCCUUUCGAGUUUUCCUCACCCGCAGAUUUGCGACCCUGCAGCAGCCCCUUAGUUAUCCCUGGUAAAGACAGCAAACGUUUAUUGGGGGAAACUCUUUCAGCCAGGACCCGCCGCUUGCCUCCACGCCUGGCCUGGUGCUCCAUUGACUGGGACCAGGUCUGUCUCCUGCAGCCGCUGGGCUCUGGGGGCUUCGGUUCUGUCUACAAAGCCACCUACCACGGUGUAACCGUGGCUGUGAAGCAGGUGAAGAAGAGCAGCAAAAACCGGCUGGCAUCACGACAGAGCUUUUGGGCUGAGCUGAACGUCGCCCGGCUACAGCACGAGAACGUGGUACGUGUGGUGGCUGCCAGCACCUGUGCCCCGGCCAGCCAGAACAGCCUGGGUACCAUCAUCAUGGAGUACGUGGGCAACAUCACUCUGCACCAUGUGAUUUAUGGCACUGGCAAUGCAUGGAAACAGGAUGAUGAAGGAGGAUGUGGAAGGAAGGCCCUGAGCAUGCAAGAGGCUGUGUGCUAUUCUUGUGAUGUUAUGACUGGCUUAGCCUUUCUUCACUCGCAGGGCAUUGUGCACUUGGACCUGAAGCCUGCAAACAUCUUCAUCACUGAGCAGGGAGUGUGCAAGAUCGGAGACUUUGGGUGCUCCCAGAAACUGGAGGAGGGCUUCUCCCAGAGUCCCCAUGUUUGCCAGCAAGGGGGCACAUACACACACCGUGCUCCUGAGCUCCUCAAGGGAGAGGGGGUCACUGCCAAAGCCGACAUCUACUCCUUUGCUAUCACCCUUUGGCAAAUGGUCAUGCAAGAUCAGCCCUACCUGGGUGAGCGGCAGUAUGUACUCUAUGCUGUGGUCGCCUAUAACUUACGACCUUCGCUGGCUGCUGCUGUUUUCCACGAGUCACCAGUGGGCCAGAGACUCCAGAGCAUCAUCAGCUGCUGCUGGAAGGCAAAUGCAGAGGAGCGCCCUGGUGCAGCCCAGCUGCUCCCCAGCAUCAGAGCCCUCCGGGGCAGCCCCUAGGAACACUCUUACCCCUUCUUUUACUGUUGAUUUUCCUUUACCUCCAUUUUUCCUCCAAACAUAACUAAUCUAUCUCCUAUGUAAUCAGAAGGCUUUGUUGAUUUUUUUUCCCCAUAAUUUUAAAAAAAGGAAAUGGCUUUGUUAUAAGAAGGUUAUAAAUAAAGAAAGAGGUUUAACUAAA
This is a messenger RNA of Columba livia (rock pigeon), 1337 nucleotides long. RefSeq names its product MOS proto-oncogene, serine/threonine kinase (gene MOS). Gene Ontology annotation, biological process: negative regulation of metaphase/anaphase transition of meiotic cell cycle; positive regulation of MAPK cascade; signal transduction. The record is from RefSeq and is a predicted model, not a curated record. Gene Ontology annotation, molecular function: ATP binding; protein kinase activity. The coding region runs from base 113 to 1156 and encodes 347 amino acids. Gene Ontology annotation, cellular component: cytoplasm. NCBI's taxonomy places the organism in Eukaryota, Metazoa, Chordata, Aves, Columbiformes, Columbidae. The transcript has a single exon.